AGGGGCCCUUGCGGAUCUGAUUCUCCAGGAUGACUGGUCCCCGUUUCUAGGUCCCAAAUCACCAUGUUUUUGUACUUGGUUGUGGCACUUUGUGUCUUCUGCAAAGAUGGUGAAGCCCUAUUUUAUAGGCUAAACUCAGAUGAUGAAACAGCUGAAAGCGAAGCAGGUGACACCAGUUUGAGAAGUGGGGAUACAUUUGUUGCUGGUAGCCCUGGAAAUCUGAAAUUCUAUUUAGGGGCUUCUGAUCAACAGGGAUUUGGAAUCAAUGAAAUUGGAGGGGAUGAAUUGAGUGGCAGUGGAUAUAUUGGGGCUGGAUUCAAAGGCCUUGGACUUGAUGCCAGUAAUUCAGGUGACAUCAGUUUGGGAAGUCAGAAUACAUUUGUUGAUGAUAGCUUUGGAAAUUCGGAAUCCAAUUUAGGGGCUUCUGAGCAACAGGGAUUUGGAAUCACUGAAAUUGCAGGGGAUGGAUUGAGUGCCAGUGAAUCUGUUGAGGAUGGACUCAAAGGCUUUGCCUCUGAUGCCAGUACUUCAGCAGGUGGCUCAAAUGCCAAAAAUGAGAGUGACUAUCCUGGUGGUAUUUCUGAAGAUUCAGGACUCAGUUUGGGGUCAUCUGAUCAACAAGGAUUUGAAGUCGGUGAAAUUGGUGGGAAUGGAAACAGUAACGGUGGAUCUGCUGGGUCUGAGUACUUGAGUCUUGGAUCUGAUAUCAGUGCCUCAGGUGUCACAGGCUCAUCUGACAACAGUACUUCUGGACCACUCAGUAUUCCAGAAAAAGGAUCCCAUAUUCCAGAAGCAACCCCGAAAUACUCAGAAACAAUUGCAAUUGUUGGUGAAGCUUCUACGUGGGGCACAGGAGCAUACAAAGCUUUCAAUGGCCGUGUCUUUUCCUUUGAGUCAUCGUGCACGUAUACCUUCUGCCGUCACUGCAUUGACUCUGGAGGAGAUUUCAAUAUUGAGGUCAAGCGAAACAAUGAUAGUGAGAUUGAAAAAAUCGCAGUUAUAAUCGACAAUAACGACAUCUCUAUUUCUGGCGAUACCAUUUUAGUUAACGGAGAAAGUGUACAGAUACCAUAUAACAAUAAGUUGAUUCACAUUAAAAAAUACGGAGAACAUAAUGUUCUGAAUAGCCGUAGAGGAAUCCUGUCUCUGAUGUGGGACAAAAUUAACAAGCUCUCACUCACUCUUCACAAGCAAUAUCCAACUUGUGGUCUUUGUGGUAACUUCAACAGCACUCCAGGAGACGAUAUCAAUGAGCACAUUGCCAACAGUAAAAUUCCUGGUAAUUGUCCCAGUGCUGUUAGUAAAAGCUAUGAAGUCUGUGAAGAUGGAGUAGAGUACUGUGACAAAAUUAUUGGAACCUACUUUGAGCAGUGUGGGAAGGUUAGCGCUUUAUCCAAUGACUACAGAAUGAUCUGCAUCAGCGAGUAUUGUCAAAAUAGAGACAAAAAAUCCACGUGUGACACUUAUUCAGAGCUGUCCCGCCUCUGUGCUUCAGAUGGUCCUGGCAGCUAUGAAUCCUGGAGAGAUGAUUCCGAUGUGGUUUGUGAAAAACCGACAUGCCCAGAAAACCAUAUCUACAAAGAAUGUGGUCCCUCAAAUCCUGCAACUUGUUCUAAUGUGGCUCCUUUUCAAGACAUUGAAUGUGUGAGUGGCUGCACCUGUCUAGAAGGCUAUCUAUUGGAUGACAUUGGAGAGAAAGGGAAAUGUGUACUGAAGGCCGACUGUCCCUGUGAAUCUAAUGGAAAAGUGUAUCAGGCAGGAGAAGUCCGUGAAGGUCCUUGUGGUUCGGAGUGCACGUGCCAAGAAGCAAAGUGGUCCUGCACUGAACUGUUAUGUCCUGGAAGAUGUAAGGUGGAAGGAAGCUUGAUUACGACUUUUGAUGGUGUUAAAUACAACCAUCCUGGAAACUGUCACUAUCUGGCUAUCCACGACGAAGACUGGUCUAUUAGUGUUGAGCUUCGUCCAUGUCCGAGUGGUCAGUCAGGAACGUGCUUAAAUAGUGUUACACUCCUCUUGAAUUCGUCUGUUUCAGUUGACAAAUAUAUAUUCAAUAGAGAUGGAACAGUCACAAAUGACAAGAUUAGAAAUCAAGGUUAUUACUAUUCAGACCAAAUACAGAUCUUCAAAGUAUCUUCCUCAUAUCUUCAAGCAGAAACAUACUUUCAUACAAAAAUACAAAUACAAAUUGCUCCUGUGAUGCAAUUAUAUAUUUCCAUGCCAGCCAACCAAUUCACAGACACUGUAGGACUCUGUGGUUCCUACAACAACAGAGCAGAGGAUGAUUUCAUGUCAAGUCAGAAUAUAUUAGAGAAGACAUCUCAGGCGUUUGCGAGUUCUUGGGAAAUGAUGUCCUGUCCUAAAGGAAGCUCUGCUUCAUGCAUCAGCAUAGAAACAGAAAGGUUUGCUGAAAAGCACUGUGGAAUUCUUCUUGAUUCAAGUGGGCCCUUUGCUUCCUGCCAUCCAAUUGUGAACCCUAAAUUGUACCAUGAGGAAUGCAAAAAAUACACGUGUACUUGUGAAAACAGUCAAGACUGCCUGUGUACAAUUUUAGGCAACUAUGUGAAAGCAUGUGCUGAGAAGGAAACUUACAUUGAAGAAUGGAGAAACGGACGAUGUGAUCAUUCUUGUCCGAGUGGCCUCGUUUUCAAGUACAAUGUAAAAGCCUGUAAUAGUUCCUGCCGCUCAUUGUCAGAGAGAGACAGGAGCUGCGAUGUGGAAGAUGUUCCAGUUGAUGGAUGCACCUGCCCUGAUGGAAUGUACCAGAACAAUGAAGGGAACUGCGUUCCAAAGUCUCAGUGUGACUGCUACAUAAAUGACGAAGUCAUCAAGCCAGGCAAACUCAUAAGUAUUGAUGACAAUAAAUGUGUCUGUCAAGAUGGAAUUCUGCUUUGCCAGACUCCAAUUGAUUUAACCCUACAGAAUUGUUCUGGAGGGGCUGAAUACAUUGACUGCAGUGACCCCAAGGCCCAGACAAGAUUUGACACCACGUGUAGCACUCGGAACAUACCUAUUUUUGAUGAGAACUUGCCUUGCAGACGUGGGUGCUACUGCCCAGUAGGCAUGGUUCGAAAUUCUAAAGGGAACUGUGUCUCUCCCGAAGACUGCCCUUGCUCUUUUGGUGGAAGAGAGUAUGACCAAGGAAGUGUCACCCCAGUUGGCUGCAACAAAUGUACUUGCAUAAAAGGAUCUUGGAACUGUACACAAGAUGAGUGUCAAACCACCUGCCACAUCUAUGGCGAAGGUCAUGUUAGAACUUUUGAUGGAAGAAGUUACAGCUUUGAUGGUCUCUGCCAGUAUUCAUUUCUCGAGGAUUAUUGCGGUGACGAAAAUGGCACAUUCCGUAUUUUAACUGAAAGUGUCCCAUGCUGUGAAGAUGGGCUUACAUGCUCAAGAAAAGUUAUAGUUGCUUUUCAGGAUCAGAAUGUUGUCUUGCAUGAUGGUAAAGUAACAGCAGUCAAAACUACAGAAAGUAAGGAAUGUGAACUCGAUGGAAAUUUGUACACAGUACAUACUGUUGGCCUGUACUUGGUUCUGAAAUUUUCAAAUGGAAUAACCGUGAUUUGGGACAAAAAUACAAGAAUGUCUGUUAUACUGGAUCCACGCUGGAAUGGUAAAGUAUGUGGUCUUUGUGGAAAUAACAAUGGCGAUCUCAAGGAUGACUUCACGACGAGAUACUCAUCAGUCGCUGCUGGAGCCCUGGAAUUCGGAAACAGCUGGAAAACAAGCCAAGAAUGUUCGGACACAGUAACUCAAACUUUCCCGUGCGACUCCAACCCCUACUGUAAAGCCUGGGCUGUGCGGAAGUGUGAGCUCAUCCGGGACAGCACGUUCCGGGACUGCCACAGCAAGGUGGACCCCAGCGAGUACUACGAUGCGUGCAUCGAGGAGGCCUGCGCGUGUGACAUGGAGGGGAAGUACCUGGGAUUCUGCACGGCCGUGGCGAUGUACGCGGAGGCUUGCAGCGCGGUCGGGGUCUGUGUCACGUGGAGAAAGCCAGAUCUCUGUCCUGUCUACUGUGAUUAUUAUAAUGCACCCGGGGAGUUCAGCUGGCAUUAUGAACCUUGUGGGACAGUGACUGCAAAAACAUGCAAAGAUCGAGUCAUUGGCCAGAAAUUUUCCGCACUUUUGGAAGGCUGUUAUGCUACGUGCCCGGACAGCGCCCCCUAUCUGGAUGAAAACACCAUGAAAUGCGUCAGUUUAUCUGAGUGCAGCUGCUUCUACAACGAUGUCAUACCAGCAGGUGGAGUGAUCCAAGAUAACUGUGGAAGAACAUGCUAUUGCAUCACAGGAGAGUUGGAGUGCAGUGAAACUGCUCCUACAAAUGCUACAUUCGCAGUUUCUACUACAAUGGCUACCUCCGUGUUAAGUACUGAAACAGCAAUUACACUGGUAACCCGUAGCUCAGCGGCUUCCAGUACAAGGAUUACAUCAAGCAGUGAAAUACGAGGAACAACUCUAAGUUUUCUCAGUGAACCUUUUACUACAGGCGUUACAACAACUCCAGUUCCCAUCACCUCCACAGCUGGAAGUGAGGGCACCACAGGAGCGGGGGGAUCCAUCUUCACCAGUCCUGGGAGCUUACCAGGGUCAACUGGAGCAUCAGCAAGUACAGCCACAGAAGCUGAAGCCAUGAGUGACUCAGGCUUCAGAGCAGGAGGAUCAGGAGCUCCUACAGCACCAGCGACAGGAGGAGAGGAAUACAGCACAUCCUCAGAACCAAGCACAGGAGCAACGAGCCCAGGAGGAUCAGGCAAGCCAGGGGGCCCCUAUUUGAGUUUUCAGUUGUGUUUUCAGUACCUAAGUGAAUGCCUGACUUGAUAAGUAUCUGGCAGAUAUCUAGUAAGUAAAUAAAUGAAUAGGAACUCUCAGUCUGGUAAAGGAUCAAGAGGCUUUAUUCUUAUAAGUGAGGUGAAAAAAUAACAGGCUGUGUGAAAGAGAACCUUCCAGAAGAAUUGGAAAUGUGGGAGAGAGUGGACUAUUUGCUGCUAUAUUCAAAUAGU
Molecule: messenger RNA, 5000 nt
Organism: Vicugna pacos (alpaca)
Lineage: Eukaryota; Metazoa; Chordata; Mammalia; Artiodactyla; Camelidae
Source: RefSeq, a predicted model, not a curated record